Aspergillus campestris IBT 28561 is the source of this 485-nucleotide messenger RNA. RefSeq lists its product as uncharacterized. The transcript has a single exon. NCBI's taxonomy places the organism in Eukaryota, Fungi, Ascomycota, Eurotiomycetes, Eurotiales, Aspergillaceae. The coding region runs from base 73 to 255 and encodes 60 amino acids. The record is from RefSeq and is a predicted model, not a curated record.
UGGAAAUUGAGCACACGAGAGAUAGACGAGAGUUGAUAUUAUACCCUAAUUGAGCAUCUCGUCUUUUGCUUGAUGUGUUUGUUUGGUCUGUUCUGUUUUCUUUGUUUCUUUGUUCUUUUGUCUUUUCUUUGUCUUCUGUUCUUGCAGCCUCUCGUGUGGCAUUGUUAUGACCGGGGAUUUGUUGAUUCGUUGACUUUUGCAUUCAUGUCCUUCGUUUACGACCAUCAGACUGUAUGUGCAUCCGGGGGUCCAUGAACUACUGGAGGCCUUGAUGCAGUCGCUGUAUAUUUAUUUCUCACUAUAUCCAUGCCGUCUGAUGAGCGGUGGUGGGCGAUGACGGUGUGGAUGAUGUUAUAUGAGCUUGACCUUGAUGCAUAUACUUUGGAGGAGCGGUGUUGUUUUCUUUUGACCUUCGUUAUCAUUCUUGAGGAUGGUGGUUUGCAGGGUUACUGAGUUAGAAGAGAGGGUAGAAUUGAAAUAAUGAC